GCUCGAAGAUAAAUCUAAACCGGUAGUAGGGCAUGAUCGUUGAGUUUUAAUUGAAGAAGAUCACGAGUUGUGAGAACGAAGAGCGAAUCGAGUGAAGAUUCGAUUCAAUGGGGGUCGAUUAUUACAAGUUACUUCAAGUUGAUCGAAGCGCUAAAGAUGAAGAUUUGAAGAAAGCUUAUCGCAAACUCGCCAUGAAGUGGCAUCCCGACAAGAACCCUAACAACAAAAAAGAAGCAGAAGCCAAAUUCAAACAGAUCUCCGAAGCUUACGAUGUACUAAGCGAUCCUCAGAAGCGAGCAAUCUACGAUCAGUACGGAGAAGAAGGUCUAAACAGACAGGCUCCGCCUCCUGGUCCCGGCGGGUUUCCUGGUGGUUCAGACAGAGGGGCUUCGUUCCGGUUCAACGGUAGAAGCGCUGACGACAUCUUCUCUGAGUUCUUUGGCUUCUCGAGACCCUUUAAUGGCGACCCGCGCGGUGCAGGUCCCCCUGGUGGUGGGUUUAGGUUCGCUGAAGACGUUUUCUCGUCUUACAGGUCCGCUGCAGGAGAAACCUCUAAUGCUGCUCCACCGAGGAAAGCUGCUCCAAUAGAGAGACAGCUUCCUUGUAGUUUGGAGGAUUUGUAUAAAGGUAUCACUAAGAAGAUGAAGAUCUCGAGGGACGUUCUUGAUUCUAGCUGGAGACCGACAACGGUUGAAGAGAUCUUAACGAUAGAGAUCAAACCAGGAUGGAAGAAAGGGACAAAGAUAACAUUCCCCGAGAAAGGAAACGAGCAGAGAGGAAUCAUACCGUCAGAUCUCGUAUUCAUAGUCGACGAGAAGCCGCACGCUGUGUUCAAGAGAGACGGGAACGACCUUGUGAUCACGCAGAAGAUCCCUCUCGUGGAAGCGCUCACGGGGUACACCGCUCAGGUCACGACUUUGGAUGGGAGAACGCUAACGGUUCCGGUCAACAACGUUAUCAGCCCUUCUUAUGAAGAGGUUGUGAAAGGAGAAGGCAUGCCUAUCCCUAAAGACCCGUCGAAAAAGGGAAACUUGAGGAUCAAGUUCAAUGUUAAGUUCCCUUCGAGGCUAACGACAGAGCAGAAGUCUGGAAUCAAACGGAUGUUUUCGUCUUGUUAGAUGAUGUCUCUGUACUCUGUCUGCUACAUUUGGGGUUUCAGGUGUGAGUGGUUUGUGAAAUCAUUAACUAUGUAGCUUUCACUUGGCAGUUAGGUUUCUCAACACAGCUUUUGGUUUUGGGUUUUAGUUUUUUUAUUUUAUUUUUUUGUUUGCUUAUAAGUUGUUAUUAGACUGAAUAAAAGAAGAACUAAGUUUAGGUU
Brassica oleracea var. oleracea is the source of this 1318-nucleotide messenger RNA. RefSeq names its product dnaJ homolog subfamily B member 13-like. The transcript is spliced from 3 exons. The record is from RefSeq and is a predicted model, not a curated record. Gene Ontology annotation, molecular function: protein-folding chaperone binding. Bases 108 to 1118 code for a protein of 336 amino acids. Gene Ontology annotation, cellular component: cytosol. Lineage: Eukaryota; Viridiplantae; Streptophyta; Magnoliopsida; Brassicales; Brassicaceae.